UUUUAAUGGAAAUGCCCUAUAAAAAACUUUUAUUAUUGUCAUUUAUUUUCUCUAUUGUUUAAAAUGCGCAUGUGCAUAGCGUGACACUGUAUUCUAUAUUCUCUUGAUCACCGAUUGAGAUAUAAGUUAAGUGGUAUGACAGAGAAUGAAUAGCUUGGAUAUCAUUCCUAAAGCAAUAGUCAAACUAUAUUAAACAAGUUAAAUAUGUAAAUAUUUUUUUUUAAAGAAAACAAGUUUUAAUUAAUUUUUUUUCACUUGAUUUUCCAGAUAAAUAAUUUGUAAGUUGUUUUUAUUUUUGUGUUUUUUGCACAAAAAAAAAAAAAAUUAAUGCGCGCACCAUUUUCACCAAGUGUCAGUGGCGGGAAACAGAGCUAUACUUGAACUUGAAUUUUCGUUGCCAAAGGAAGGAAGUGAUUUUGUUUAUUAUUCUUUUUUCAAAGAAUGAGAUAUAUUGCUGCUCUUGACGUUGGCACAACUACUGUGCGUUUUCAUCUUUUGGACGAAAAUGCUGUUACCAUCGCUUCUUCUGCUGAAAAGGUAGCACUUUUGUAUCCCAAGCCUGGAUACGUUGAAAUUGAUCCCGAUGACUUAUGGAAUAUUAUAUGCGAAGUAAUUAAAAAAACAAUUCAAGAGAGUGGAAUCGAUCCAAAAUCGAUAUCCUGUAUCGGAAUAUCAACUCAACGUAGUACAUUUGUUACUUGGAAUUUAGAAACUGGAAAUCACUAUCACAAUUUUAUAACAUGGAAAGAUUUGAGAGCAGAUUCAAUGGUAAAGGAAUGGAACUCAUCUCUAACUUUAAAAGCUCUUCGAACGGGAGCAAAUAUUCUUUAUACUUUUUCCAGAAAUAAAAGAUUUUUAGCUGGCAGUGUUUUGAAGCUAAUGAAUACUCAGACAACUUUGAGAUUAUUAUGGGCUCUUCAAAAUGUACCAGGUCUUCAAGAAGCUGCAAGUAAAGGGACAGCGGUCUAUGGAGGUGUUGAUAGUUGGCUUCUAUAUAAAUUCACUGGAAAACAUGUAACUGAUGUCUCGAGUGCGUCAGCAACUGGAUUAUUCGAUCCCUUUACUAUGAAAUGGGCCGAUUGGGGUUUAAAUAUUUUUAAAUUACCUCGAACAUUGUUUCCAGAAGUAUUAGACUCUUCAGGAAAUUUUGGUCACGUAUCGGAAAAGUUAUUUGGUGCUGAAAUUCCCAUUUUUUGCUCAAUGGCUGAUCAAGCUGCGUCUUUAUUUGGAUCAGGAUGCUUUAAACCGGGAGAUUUAAAAGUGACAAUGGGAACGGGUUCUUUUAUGAAUGUUAAUACUGGCAAAGAACCUCAUGCCUCAAUAACUGGUCUGUACCCAUUGGUUGGAUGGCGAAUAGGUUCUGAAUUAAUUUAUGUCGCUGAGGGAGCUUCUAAUGAUACUGGAUCAAUAAUCGAAUGGGCACAAUUUUUAGGUAUUAUCAAUAAACCUUCGGAAACCUCUGAUUUGGCAAAUUCAGUUGACGAUUCAGAUGGUGUUUAUUUUGUUCCCGCUUUCAGUGGUUUACAGGCACCGAUCAAUGAUCAAUUAGCAGCAACAGGAUUUUUAGGAUUGAAACCAACUUCUGGAAAAUCACAUCUGAUACGUUCUUUACUUGAAAGUAUUGUUUUUAGAAUAGUUAUUUUAUAUGAUACAAUGGUUUCUGAAACACAAUUUACCUACCAAAGAAUAAGGAUCGACGGUGGUGUAUCUCAAAAUGAUUUUGUAAUGCAACUGCUGGCUGAUUUAACCGGUUUAGACAUCGAAAGGUCCAGAGACACUGAAAUGUCAAUUUUUGGAGUUGCUCUCGUCGCAGGAUUACAAGCCGGAAUUUGGAAAACGAAAGAGGAUUUACUGCAUUUGCGAAAAGUCGAUAUUUUCAAACCAAAUAAUGAAAGAUAUUUAAUAUAUCAAACAAUUUUUAGAAAUUGGAAAAAGGCUGUUGAUAGAUUUAGAAAUUGGUAUUAAAAAAAAAUUUAUUUUUUUUAGAAUACAAGAUAACAUUUAUUUUUAUAUUAAAAUUCUCAUUAAAAAUAAAUCUUUCAAAUGCCAAAAAGGUUUAUAAAACUAUUUUUAAAAAAAUUUAUAAUUUUUUAAAUUAUAUAAAUAAAUUAAAUUUAUAAACUUCUUUUUUAAAGAUAAAAUAAAAAUAAUACAAUAGAA
This is a messenger RNA of Leptopilina boulardi, 2160 nucleotides long. Its product is annotated as putative glycerol kinase 5. Gene Ontology annotation, biological process: glycerol metabolic process; glycerol-3-phosphate biosynthetic process; triglyceride metabolic process. The record is from RefSeq and is a predicted model, not a curated record. Gene Ontology annotation, molecular function: glycerol kinase activity. Lineage: Eukaryota; Metazoa; Arthropoda; Insecta; Hymenoptera; Figitidae. Gene Ontology annotation, cellular component: mitochondrion. The transcript has 12 exons. Bases 442 to 1965 code for a protein of 507 amino acids.